AUGCCCAUAGCACCCAUCAUCACCUUCAAAGCAGGCAUUUGCGAUCUUGACACCUCAGUUACUCCACCCAGAGUAAAACCAAAGCCAAUUCCAGGCUACAUUUACCUUUAUACAGAAGAUGAUCUGGUACACUUUUGUUGGCGUCCACGCUCUGCUUCGCUCGACGAACCGGAGCUAGACUUAGUCAUGGUCCCAUCCGACGGCACUUUUAUCCCGUACAAACCCACAAACGCAGAAAUCCACUCCAACUCAAACAGACCCACCAACGGAAGAGUAUUUGUCUUGAAAUUCUCCUCAAGCUCGCAAAGACAUCUAUUCUGGCUGCAGUCGGCAAACCAACAUCGGAACGGGAACCCGGCUUGGUUCAGCACAAGAGACCUAGAGCUAGGACGAAUCGUAAAUACGUUACUACAGGGUGAGGAAAUCGAUGUUCAGGGUGCCAUCGCUAACCUCCCAAGGAACAAUAAUGGCGGCGGAGGUGAUGGCGACGAGACAAUGGAGGAUGUCGAAGGGACAGACCACAGUACAACUCACCGAAGAGGCGGUAGCGGUGGCGCAGGACCAGAUGCUACGGGCGGAGAUAUUCGGGAGGAAGGACAGGAGUCGAGGGAAGGUGGAGCGGACGGUGGAAGAGCCGCACAUGCCUCCUCAGAUCCAUCCUCAGUUGUCCAGAAUCUCAUCAGAUCCCUCCAACAUGGAAACCAAGGGUCUAGCUCAGAAGCAGCCGUAGAUCCAUUCACAACACUUGCAGAUUUGCUCACCCCGUCAUCAACGCUCCCCCUCAUUGAGUCAGCGGACUUGCAAACAAUCGACCACCUUCUCAACUUCCUCCCCACCUCCUUACUAUUCCUUGCGCAAGACAUCGAUGAAAUACUCAAUGAUGCCGAGACAGACUCCGAAGCCGCCAAAACCGCAUUGCAAGUUCUAACUCUGGAACAAAAACGAGAUAUACUCAGGAGAGUUCUCCGAUCCCCGCAAUUUAUGCAGAGUCUCGGCAGUCUUACGGUUGCACUGCGUGACGGCGGACUGCCUAGCAUCAGCGAUGCGCUAAAUAUCAAAGUGGAAAAUGGCGGGUUUUUGCGGCAUGGUGGCGUUCCUCUGGGAGGAGGCGAUGCUGUUCGUGCGUUUUUGGAUGGAGUCAGGAGGCAUGUUGAAGAAAUGGAGAAUGGAGAAGACAAGAUGGAGACAGAUUAG
Molecule: messenger RNA, 1194 nt
Organism: Paracoccidioides brasiliensis Pb18
Exons: 3
Coding region: 1-1194 (397 amino acids)
Biological process (GO): ubiquitin-dependent protein catabolic process
Cellular component (GO): cytoplasm; nucleus; proteasome regulatory particle, lid subcomplex
Molecular function (GO): proteasome binding; endopeptidase activator activity; ubiquitin binding
Source: RefSeq, a predicted model, not a curated record